Messenger RNA from Selaginella moellendorffii, 2369 nucleotides. Its product is annotated as pentatricopeptide repeat-containing protein ELI1, chloroplastic-like. The record is from RefSeq and is a predicted model, not a curated record. The transcript has 9 exons. Gene Ontology annotation, biological process: RNA modification. The annotation marks the transcript as partial. Lineage: Eukaryota; Viridiplantae; Streptophyta; Lycopodiopsida; Selaginellales; Selaginellaceae. Gene Ontology annotation, molecular function: protein binding; RNA binding; zinc ion binding.
CCAGAAGCCCAGGGUGAAUAUAAGUAUGUGAGGCCUUGUGAGGUUUUACCACUGCCUGAGGACUCCUAUGCAUGGACCCUGGGCGAGAGUCAUUUGCGAAAGUGUUCUGGAUCCCACUUUCUGGUGGGAGCUUCGAUCAAAGACUUAUUGGAUCUACAAAGAGCUAGCAAGCCAUCACUUACAGCAAAGUUCUUGUUGGGAUCUUGUUUUUCUUCCUCAGCAGUGGACAAGGAUGAAAACUCCACAUCAAAGCUUAAGGCAGCAUCACUUGUGAUCGCCUUCAUCUUGCUUUACAAACUGAAGUUAUCGAGGUAUAGCUCCCAAGGAGGUCCCAGUUCCCAGGAUGGCCUUCGGUCUAAGCAUGGCAGAGAGCUUUUGAUGGAUAAAAUUGACACCAAGCUUAUGCGGAAGUUGAAGAAUCGGAAGUACAUUGUCAACAUGUGGAAGACACUGGUGGAAGCUAAGGGUAUGCGUGUGGCGCUAGGGUUUGUGUGGUGUGUGUCAUUUCUCAACAAUCUCAUGGAGUGGAAAACGUUUUUCAGGGAUCCCACUUUCUGGUGGGACAACAGGUUCAAGAAGAAAAACAAGUUCUUCUCAGAGUCCUACCCGGAUUUCAAACAUGUUUCUACCGGAGAGAGCCUGUGGAUCGCCAACAGGAAAACACCAACCUGGGUCUCUGCAAAACUCGAGUCGCUCGCUGACCCAGCUGUAGGUAAGGCCACCACGGCCCGCUACAAAUCUCCACAUACCCCGGUGAGUUUAGGGAGGCUGAUACACCGCGUGAGAGACUCAGCUGAGAGCAGAUCCCUUUCUUUGGGAAAACAAGCCCAUGAAGCUGUGCUCAAGAGUGAUGAGCACAAAAGCAACAUCUACUUGUUGACGGGAUUGCUCGAUAUGUACUGCAAGUGUGGCGAGCUUGAGGAGGCUCGCAAGAUUUUCGACUCCAUGGGAACCCGGAGUGUUGUGUCCUACAACUUCGUGGCGACUUGCCUGGUAGACAUGUACUGCAAGUGUGGCGAGCUUGAGGAGGCUCGCAAGUUCGUGGCGAAUUGCCUGGUAGACAUGUACUGCAAGUGUGGCGAGCUUGAGGUGUCCUACACCGCGAUCAUCCAGGGCUGCAACACGAACGGGCGAGCUGAACUUGCUCUGGAGUACUACUCUGCCCUGAGAGCUGAUAACACCAUUCAAGCUGAUGCUUGCACCUACACCUGCGUCCUUGCUGCUUGCGGGAGUGUGAUGGCGAUCAAGCUCGGGAGGGAGAUUCACCAGCUGGUGAAGCAUAAAGGGCUGCUGAAAAACAAUCCAGUUCUGGGCUCCAGCCUGGUGAGCUUCUACGGCAAAUGCGGCGAUGUUGAUUCUGCUCAGGAAGCGUUUGACGAGUGCCGAGCUCGGGACAACACGGGUCUCUGGAACUCUCUCAUACAGGCUUACACUCUCCAGGGCCGAUCGAUCGAGGCCUUGGAGCGUUUCUAUUCCAUGACUCAGGAGGAGGGCUGUAAAGCUGACGAUGUGAGUUUUGUCUCGGUGUUGAACGCUUGCAGCCAUGGUGGUCUGGUCGGGAAAGGAAGGCAGCUUCUGGAUGAAAUGCCCAAGCAGUAUGGAGUCAAGCCACGUCUGGAGCAUUAUGUGUGCCUGAUCGAUAUGCUCGGGCGAGCUAACCUCCUCGACGAAGCUGUGAGAGUUCUCAGAGCCAUGCCUUUUGAACCGGACGCAGUGGUUUGGACGUCCCUGCUCGGAGCCUGCCGGAAGUGGAAGAAUUACACGAUCGGCAAACUCGCGUUUGAGCGUCUUGUGGAGAUGGAUCCCAAGAGCUGCACGCCCUACGCAUUGAUGGCCAAUAUAUUUGGAAACCUGGGGAUGCUCAGUGAAAUGGCCGCUGUUGUGGAGAGAAUGAGAGGUGAAGGCAGCUUCAGGGAGCCCGGGAGAAGCUGGUGGACGGAUGUUAGCUCAGGAAAAGUGCAUUCUUUUUCUGUCGGGGAUAGGAGUCACUCACAGAGCGACGAGAUUGCGGCCAAGCUCAAGCAAUUGUUGCUGAGAAUGAAAGAGGAGGGGUACGCGAGCGAUGUGAUCAACGUUCUAAAAGACAUACCCGAGGAAGAGAAAGAGGAUCACCUGUGCGGCCACAGUGAGAAGCUUGCGCUGGGGUGUGCUCUGGUGAACUCGCACCAGAAGGAGACCAUCAGAAUUGUGAAAAAUCUCCGAGUUUGUGACGGUUGCCAUGCGGCCACUGCUCUCAUCUCUAAGCUGGAAAAAAGGCUAAUCAUCUGCAAAGAUGCCAGUCGGGUUCAUGUGUUCCAGGAUGGCAGAUGUUCCUGUGACAACUACUUUUAAAACAUGUCAGUGCUCUUUCUUGCAGUUAUCCCUGGUUU